This is a messenger RNA of Spirodela intermedia, 1101 nucleotides long. NCBI's taxonomy places the organism in Eukaryota, Viridiplantae, Streptophyta, Magnoliopsida, Alismatales, Araceae. The record is from the annotation of a GenBank genome assembly.
AUGGCUCGUCUCGGCCUCCGCCUCCUCUGUGUUGUUCUCUCUAUCGCCGCCGUAAGAUCUUGCGCGCCGGCCGAUCGCGAGGCCCUGCUCGCCUUCAAGUCCUCCCUCAAGGAGCAGAACUCCGGCGUGUUCUCCUCCUGGACGGGGCCCAACUGCUGCGCCGGCUGGUACGGUGUCAGCUGCGACCCCACCACCGGCCGCGUUGCCGACAUCAACCUCCGUGGCGAAGCGGAGCACCCGCUGCCUUCCUCCCGGCCUAAUCAGCCGGGGGUAAUGACCGGCCACAUCUCAUCCUUAGUCUGCCGCCUCGACAGGCUCACCACAUUCGUCCUCGCCGACUGGCGCGACAUAUCUGGUUCCAUCCCCCCCUGCAUCUCCUCCCUCCCUCUGCUCCGUAUCUUAGACCUCACCGGCAACCGCCUCUCUGGGCCGAUCCCCGCCGACGUUGGGAAGCUCUCCCGGCUCGCCGUGCUCCACCUUGCCGACAACCAGAUCUCCGGUGAGAUUCCCCAGUCCCUCCCCAAGCUGUCCUCUCUCAUGCGGCUCGACCUCAGCGGCAACCGCAUCUCCGGCCACAUCCCGGAGAACUUCGGCGAGCUUCGGAUGCUCAGCCGGGCACUGCUGCGGGGGAACCAGAUCACCGGCGGCAUCCCCACCUCAAUAGGGAGAAUGACCCGUCUCGCCGACCUGGACCUCGCCGGAAACAUGUUCAGUGGACAGAUACCGGAGGCGCUGGGGAAGAUGCCGGUGCUCUCGACGCUGAACCUAGAGGAGAACACACUCACCGGCGUGAUUCCGGCGAACUUGCUGGGGAGCCGCAGGAUCAACAUCCUCAAUCUGAGCCACAACGCGCUGGAAGGGGUCAUCCCCGACGCGUUCGGGCAGCGGUCCUACUUCACGGCACUGGACCUGUCCCACAACCGGCUGAGGGGCGCCGUGCCGAAGACUCUCAAGACGGUGAGCUUCGUCGGCCAUCUCGACGUCAGCCAGAACCAGCUCUGCGGGCAGAUCCCGCAGGGGCCGCCGUUCGACCACCAGGCCGCCGCCUCCUUCUCCGGCAACGACUGCCUCUGUGGGGGCCCACUGCCGCAAUGCCUAUGA